This is a messenger RNA of Fusarium oxysporum Fo47, 423 nucleotides long. RefSeq names its product trypsin inhibitor-like cysteine-rich domain-containing protein. The record is from RefSeq and is a predicted model, not a curated record. The coding region runs from base 56 to 295 and encodes 79 amino acids. The transcript has 3 exons. Lineage: Eukaryota; Fungi; Ascomycota; Sordariomycetes; Hypocreales; Nectriaceae.
CUUCACACCUCACUCACAACUUCCUCUACUCCCAACAAUAUAUCAUACAUUCACAAUGAAGUACUCUAUCUCCCUCAUCGCCCUUUUCGUUGCUGGCACCAUUGCUAUUCCUGCCGCCACUGCUCCGAAAUGCAAGGCUGGUGAACAAUUCUUUGAAUGCGGCACGGCCUGUCCCUUGACAUGCGAUAAGCCCGAGCCCCGACCGUGUACCAAACAGUGCGUUCCUGGCUGCUUCUGCAAGGAAGGUACUAUUCGAAGCCAAUCCGGAUCUUGCGUCAGUCGCAACAAGUGCUGAGUUCAUUGAAGGCUUUGCUCCUGCCUGUAUCGAUACAUAACAGGCCUAUAAGUAGAAUAGGUCACUCGAGGCAUCUGUAAAAUUUGUUUCUGUAUGAUAGGCUCUGUAUUACAGGCACAGAGUACAAU